Messenger RNA from Pogona vitticeps (central bearded dragon), 2629 nucleotides. RefSeq names its product cell division cycle 23 (gene CDC23). Gene Ontology annotation, molecular function: protein binding. The record is from RefSeq and is a predicted model, not a curated record. Lineage: Eukaryota; Metazoa; Chordata; Lepidosauria; Squamata; Agamidae. Gene Ontology annotation, biological process: positive regulation of mitotic metaphase/anaphase transition; cell division; protein ubiquitination. Gene Ontology annotation, cellular component: anaphase-promoting complex.
GGGAAGAUGGCGGCCGGGAGUGCUGCGGCCUCGGUCGGGGCUGGCUUUGCCAGCGCGGAUUUCUCGGACCUGCGGGAGAUCAAGAAACAGUUGCUGGAUGUAGCGGAGCGGAGCCGGGAACGCGGCUUGCAGCAUAGCGGGAAAUGGGCCUCGGAGCUGGCUUUUGCCCUGGACCCUUUGCCUUUGAAUGAGUUGCCUCCUGCACCUGCACUCACAGAGGAAGAUGCUUGUGACUUGGAUGCUUACACCCUUGCUAAAUCUUACUUUGAUCUGAAAGAAUAUGAUAGGGCUGCUUACUUUCUCCGAGGUUGCAAGAGCCAGAAGGCCUAUUUUCUGUAUAUGUAUUCUCGAUAUUUGUCAGGUGAGAAGAAAAAGGACGAUGAGACAGUUGAUAGUCUUGGCCCCCUAGAAAAGGGGCAGGUGAAGAAUGAAGUUCUGAGAGAGUUACGGGUAGAGCUCAGCAAGAAACACAAAGCCCGAGAGCUUGAUGGAUUUGGCCUCUAUCUGUAUGGAGUUGUACUGCGAAAGCUGGACUUAGUGAAGGAAGCUAUUGAUGUCUUUGUUGAAGCUACCCAUGUUUUGCCUCUCCACUGGGGGGCUUGGCUGGAGCUUUGUAACUUGAUCACAGACAAGGAAAUGCUGAAGUUCCUGUCCUUGCCAGAUACCUGGAUGAAGGAGUUCUUCCUGGCACACAUCUACACGGAGCUGCAACUGAUAGAAGAGGCAUUGCAGAAAUAUCAGAGUCUUAUUGAUGCUGGAUUUUCCAAGAGCACUUAUAUUAUUUCCCAGAUUGCGGUGGCUUAUCACAACAUUAGAGAUAUUGAUAAAGCUUUGUCCAUCUUCAAUGAACUAAGAAAACAGGACCCUUAUAGGAUAGAAAAUAUGGAUACCUUCUCUAAUCUGCUCUAUGUCAGGGGUAUGAAGCCAGAAUUGAGCUAUUUGGCCCAUAAUCUAUGUGAGAUUGACAAAUACCGUGUGGAAACCUGCUGUGUAAUUGGAAAUUACUACAGUUUGCGCUCUCAGCAUGAGAAAGCUGCCCUCUAUUUCCAGAGAGCAUUGAAGCUGAAUCCUCGGUAUCUUGGAGCAUGGACUCUCAUGGGACAUGAAUAUAUGGAGAUGAAAAACACAUCGGCAGCUAUCCAGGCAUAUAGACAUGCCAUAGAAGUGAAUAAAAGAGACUACAGAGCAUGGUAUGGACUGGGGCAAACAUAUGAGAUCCUCAAAAUGCCAUUUUACUGCCUCUAUUACUACCGGCGGGCCCAUCAGCUCAGACCCAAUGAUUCCCGUAUGCUGGUUGCUCUUGGAGAAUGUUAUGAGAAAUUAAAUCAGCUAGUAGAAGCCAAAAAGUGCUAUUGGAGGGCGUACGCUGUAGGAGAUGUGGAGAAAAUGGCACUGGUGAAGCUAGCAAAGCUUCAUGAGCAGUUGAAUGAAUCAGAGCAAGCCGCUCAGUGCUAUAUCAAGUACAUCCAAGACAUCUACUCGUGUGGGGAGAUAGUGGAGCACCUGGAAGUGAGCACUGCCUUCCGCUACCUUGCACAGUACUACUUCAAGUGUAAACUCUGGGAUGAAGCCUCAGCCUGUGCACAGAAAUGCUGUGCCUUCAAUGAUACAAGAGAAGAAGGGAAGGCCCUCUUACGGCAAAUCUUACAAUUGCGAAACCAAGGGGAGACGUCGUCUACAGAGAUUGCCACACCUUUUUUACUUCCCUCUUCACUUUCUGCCAACAAUACCCCAACACGCCGUGUGUCACCCCUAAACUUGUCUAACAUUACACCUUAAGGUGUGCCUGCCUCUCUAAGCUGGCCUGAGCAGAAAGAGUAGUCCUAGGGGCAGCCAGGAUGCUUCCUCCUUGUGCUGCCAUUCUAGUGAAGGUUUGGCAGUCAGUGCUGCCUUCAGUGGAAGGCUGAAUGCUGAUCACCAGUGGUUGGGAAUGGGAUGGCUCAUCGACUGUGAACCUUUGGCUUAAUUAAUAGCCUGAGUGAACUGAAUCCACUCUGCUUUUCCUCGAUAUUCUCUUCUAGCUGGUUUGACUUCUCUGUAAAAAGAGGAAGCCUCUUUCCAUACCUUACAAUUUGAUGGAAGUACUUUUCUGCUCCUCUUCUUCACAACAUGCUUUUUCCAGAGCACCCUAACUUGGUCAUUACUUGUAUGUCAAGAAACCAGCAGGUUAGGAAGGGAAGUGUCUGUUUCAUCCUUAGUUGAAGAUGCCAAGGAAAGUCCUUGGACUGCAAUGUCCUCAUCCUUUCCCUCUGGUACUUUUUAACUGUGAGCACAGGGACUUUUUGGAGUUAGGAGACUGGUAGAAAGAAGGAGAUGGGGCAAAUAGCCUAGUAUUUUUUGUCUUCUUAAGUACAGAUAUGGAAAUGCACAGGUGAAACAACUAAUAACUGGCUUAGACCCAAUGCCAAGACGAUACAGUAGCUGAUGCUGUUGGGCAACUUGGUAGCAGAAUGAAAUAAUGGACGUGCUGUGUGUUUUUAAGGUAUUAAGCCAAUGUUGUCAUUGCGUCCCUGUAAAUAACAGAAGAGGGAGGGUGUUUUGGAGGAUGAUAGAAAAAUCCGACUGUACUGUAGACAGUGUAAUUUGAGAAUUAAAAUAGGAAUGUUUCAUUUAUGAGACUACAGAUAUA